CGGCGACUAGGGACGGGACGGGAUCCGUCCGGUCAGUCCGUAGCCUAGGAAACGGGUGUAGCUACAAGACAACAACAUUGAUAAGUCAUUUUUCUUAUCACACUAUAGAAAAUUGAUCAAAAGAUAAAUCCAAGGUAACAAUUUAUAUCGUAAAAGAAGAUUUUCCGUAUAGUAGUUAAGUGUUCAAUACAAAAGGUUUGCAGAAAUUAGGUCUUUUUGACAGUUCAAAGUAUGGCUGGCAGAUUUUGACUGCGCCGGCGACGAGGUGCUAGUGGAGUCGUCGCCGCCCCCCUCCCCCGGCAUGGCGGCGCGGCUUGCGGGACCCGCUCAGGGAGCGGGUACAGGCGCGGGCGGGACAUCCCCGAGUGCAGUGCGAGAGCUGAUCGUCAUACCGGAGAUACCCAACUCCAUACAUCUGCAGCACGCUAUACAUCAGGUGACAAACAAUGUGGUGGAAGUGAACGGUGACAGUUCGGGCCACUCCAGCCCCACUGCGGAGGCGCAGCAUACGUACAUUACGGUAUCAAUGCAGGGGGCAUGGCAGCAGCCGAACGUCAAAGCGGAGAUCAGCAGUGAGGAAGAAAGCGAGGGCGGCAAUGGAGUCAACUACCACGUGCAGUAUGUGGAACCGCAGGAGAUCUACACGCAGAAUCAUCAGCAACAUCUCGAGCCGCUACGGUCAUACCCGGUGUACAGCGUGACGGCGGUGGCUGACGAUCCCGCCGCCGAGGCGUGGCCCGCUGCCGAGUUCUCUGCCUACCCCCAUGUGGUGGCAGGCGAGGAGGCUGAAACGGCUUCGUCGCCGGCGACUCCUGCUCGUGAGGCUCCACAGCCGCCGCGCAUGCCGCCCGCCACCGUGCAGUGGCUGCUCGACCACUACGAGACUGCCGAGGGCGUUUCCCUCCCCCGCUCCACACUGUACGCCCACUACCUGCGCCACUGCACCUCCCACCGGCUGGACCCGGUGAACGCGGCCUCCUUCGGGAAACUCAUCCGGUCCGUCUUCAUCGGGCUGCGGACCAGGAGGCUGGGCACCAGGGGGAACUCCAAGUACCAUUACUACGGCAUCAGGGCGAAGGCGAAUGUCAAUGAUUCCCCGCCCAGGCAGGAUAUGGGCGACGAUAAAGGGGAGAUAUCGGAUCAACAGGAGCCCCGUGAACGCGAAGCGGAGUCAACCCCGGCGGGCCUGGCGGGGCUCGCACACAGGCAGUUCCUGGGCCCCAUCACAGCGCCCGAGCCGCCCGAGCUGGUGGUGGAAGAUCUGCCCGAAGAUGUUCCCGCUUCGGCCAUCGAAGCUCUGAGAGAUCAUCAUAGGGCGCACGGCGUGGAGUUCCUGGAGGCCGUGAGCGCGCUGGACACGGGCGCCGUGGAGCGCGCGCGCCGCGCCUUCUGGCGGGGCGGCCUGUGUCGCCGCGCGCUGGCCCGGCUCGCCACCAGGGCGGACGUGGCGAACUGGUUGCGACGUGCCGACUUGGUUCUAUACCAGGCCGCUGUGGAUUUGCUGCUGCCCGACGUACUGCGGCCCAUACCGCCGCAACUCACGCAGGCGAUCCGCAACUUCGCGAAGAGCCUGGAAGGCGCGCUGUCGGCGGGCGGCAGCGGAGCCCCCAGCGCAGCCGCCCGCGCGGCGGCGGGCGCGGCCGGAGCGCUGGCGGCCGCGCUGCGCCGCUACACGUCGCUCAACCACCUGGCGCAGGCCGCGCGCGCCGUGCUCAACAACCAGCUGCAGAUACAGCAGAUGCUGGCGGACUUGAACCGCGUCGACUUCCGCGUGGUCCGCGAACAAGCCGCGUGGGCGUGCUCCUGCGGCAGCUCCUCCACUGCGCACCGGCUGGAAGUCGAUUUCAAGGCGACGCUGGGGCGCGGCGCGUCGCUGGAGCAGUGGGCGGCGUGGCUGGAGCGCUGCGUGGCGGGCGCGCUGGCGCCGCACGCCGCGCGGUCCGACUUCACGGCGCGCGCGCGCCGCCUGCUGCUCGACUGGUCCUUCUACUCCUCGCUCGUCAUCCGCGAGCUCACGCUCAGGUCGGCGGCGUCGUUCGGCUCGUUCCACCUGCUGCGGCUGCUGUACGACGAGUACGUGUCGUACCUCAUCGAGCGGCGCGUGGCGCGCCACCACGGCACGCCGCCCAUCGCCGUCAUGCAGCGGCAGCUGGAGGAAGAUUUGACGGACGAGAACGGUCGCACGGCCGAGGACGACGACAACGAGUGGGAGUGGGAGGACGACGACGAUGACUCUGACGACCCCGUCCCCGACAAGAAACACAAGAUGGAGUGACUCCUAUAAAGAAGGGACCCUUAAAAAUGUACGUUCUUACCAUUGAAAUCGGAAUAAUGCAACACAAUGGAUAUUUUUUUUUUUGGAAUUAAGUGUCAUCGUCUUGCAUCGCACCCUUUCUUUCUUCUCUGUCUAACAAACCUCUGAAUAGAGUGGGAAUAUGAAGAUAUUGUGAUGUGGCUCACAACAGUUGCGACGUCGCAUUCGUCUAUUAUUCGUUGCAUUACUUGACAAUUGUAUAGUCUCAAAUUAUUACGAUUUCUAUGGAUCUGACUAAAGCCUUGUUCUAGUCACAAGGACCAAAGGGCGGUUAAUGAUGAAGAUAUAUUUUAAAAUGGCGCUCAUUGCAAAGAAAGUAUGAUGAAUGGUGGGAUUAUGCUAGGAAAAUGUUGUAUGAAAAUUUUCUAGAGUGAUACCUACUAUAGUAACUUGUGAAAUAUAAGAGGGAUUUGAUUAAAAGAGCGGUCAACAAAUAUAAUUUAAAAUGGUUGCUAUUCAUGCAAUUUGCAAACUUAAAAAUUAUAGAUAGAAAAAGUGUAAAAAGAAACAAAAGCUAGCGAACAACGAAACUAAGGUAAAUAUUCCGCGAUUACAAAUUGCCGCUAUUUCGUACCUGUUAACAUACACCACAAACUGCUGGCUGAUGUUAUAUUAAAAGUGGGGGUUGGUUUUAUUUAAUCCUACUCACUUGUUAUACUUUGCAUGCCUCAAGAGUGAUAUGAAUAUUAUGAAUAAUUUCAAUAUUACAUCAUGAGAUGUUAUGAAACUCGCCUAAAAUGUAGAUGCAUUUUCAAAGAACUUUUUAUGUAUGUACUGCAUAUGCAUGCUGCAUUGUUUGGUUGAAACGCUUUCUGUCUCUAUUAGCACAUGACAGAGUAUUCUAGAUUCAAUUAUGGAAAAAAUGCAGGUACUUUUGUUGUUAAGUUCCACUUUUAACAUUUAAUGUAAGGUUCAUAAAAAAAGAUGAAUAUAUGAAUGUAAUUAAUGACUAGUCGUUAAAUGUUGUAAAUAACCCUGUAGUUGAUUCAAUGCCAUACCCACAAAAGGUAUUAAUUAAAAUAAGUGUGAUGUGUAGAAAUGCACUAAUAUUGCACAAAUUAAAAUGCGUGUUAAUAUUAAACGACAUAAAAGAAUAUUUGUAUAUGGUAUCAUGACCAAGGUUAGACAAAAUUAAUCAUAUUUAAAUUUACUAAAAAUACUGGCAACAAAUAAAAAUAUAAAAACAAAAUUCUCAAUAUAAAAGUGUUUGAUGAAAUCGAGGGCUAAAAUAAGUUUAUCGGAACAUUAUACAAAUUAAAAAAUAAUUCUAUCCUUAAUUCAAAUUUGUAAAUAUGAAAAAGAAUAUUUAAAAUACAGCCAGUAUUAUUUACAGUAAAAUUUUUGUUAUAUAGGUCUAUUAUGGACCUAUUUGAAGUAGAUAAAUGUAUUCGGACAAAAAACAUGGUAUUAAAAUAUUGUUCAUGUUGUUUCGGCUCGGGGUCAUUGACAUUGCAACCAAAGCGGUAGUGUAAAAGCUAGUUAGUAAAAAAAUCUGUAUAUUAGGCACUGUAGAAGUAGAUUUUACACUUGAAACAACCCCAUGUAAGUAUAACCAAAGAAAGAGCUAGUAUAAAACAAUUGCUUCAUGUAACUAUGUUUUGCAAAGUAGAUAAUGUUACUCUUAUAAUUUCUUUGAUAUCUAUGUACAUUUUGAAUUAAACUUAAUCUAGUGUACUGUCGGUUAAGUCGUGAUAAAUGUUAAGUGUAGCAUUAUGAGUCGUUAGUACCAAAGGAUUCACUUUUUUAAUUCCCGCCACUUCAGAUUACUGUCAUAUAGUUUUACAAAUAAAUUAUAAUUACACAUUGUUUAUUUUAUGUAGAAAAUACAUUUUUACAUUAUGUACAGCAUUAUCUUUUUCAUUUACUGUACAUUUCACAUACAAUUAAAAAUUAUGUUAAGUAUUACUGAUGGACUCUCCAUUUAUUUAUCAAAGUUUGAACCUAUUUUUAACAAGUUUUUGAUUAUUAUGUUUAUAAUAAUCAAAAGGAAUUGUCAUAAACUAAAUAUUUCAUUAUUCUGUCCCAUAGACCUAAGAAUAUAUUUACUCUUUAAUAAGUAUCGUUGAAUAUAUAUAUUAUAUAUCUGCAGUCUACAGAAAUGUUUAUCUUUUUAUCUCGCCUUAAAUAUACCACAGACGGCCUAAUAACACAAUUUCAGUUUUAAUUGUCGGCAACAUAAAGCUAUCCUGCAUAUACAGUCAACGACAGAGAAAUCUUACCUUACUAGGGUAAGGUAAGAUUUCUCUUGCUUAUGCUUUGUAAUAACAAGUUUUUGUUUUUUCUCUGCGUUAACUGUACUUUAUUUGUAUCAAGUGGUAAUUCUAUAUAGCACUGAAGUGGGAAGCUUAUUGUCGUCAUGUGUACUCGAUACAGUAUAUUUUUGUAAUUCAGAUACGCAGUUUGACUGCCUUAAAGUUGCCUUACGAACAGUUACCUCGAUCGCUAAGUGACUCGGCGAAGGGUUGUGUAUUAUAGCAAAUAAUGUGAACCCAAAGUUGUGACUAAUUUGAUUAAUGUAUACUGUCCACUUGUACGUUUGUAGUGUAUACCGUUGACAAUAGAUCAGUGCUCCGGACUUGUUAAAUGUAACGAAAUCUUAUUCACAAGAAAUUAUAAAGUAGCAAGACCAUCAUCCACCCAAGUAAAAAAAAAAAUUAGGAUUGCGUGUGUUUUCACGUCACUCUUUAUAGUGAUGUGAGAAACGUAUAUUUUGAUUUUCGAAAUAAGAAUGAAUAUUUUUGUUUAAUUUGAAUUUCCAACUGGUACGUUUCAUAUUUGCUUGUGCGUCACGCUUUAAAUUGAUGUGACAAACCUUGUAAGAAGUAGGUAUAGUCGAAAAGUUAGUUAUUCACUACAGAAGACAGAAGGAGAAAAGAGGAGAGAAAGAAUCGAAAUAAAAGCACUUUAUUAUGGAAAUAAAAUUAAAAAUAUUUGACAAUAAAAAUAAUUCUGUAAUUUUUUCUUAACUAACAAAACCAUGGCAACAGUUGCUAUGGCGUACAUAAAGAAGGUUGCCUACACGUAUUAUUUGAUUUUCGAAAUUUGAAUAAAUAUUUAUAUUUUUGCUUGGUGGAUGUUGGUUCUUAGGUUGGUCAGUGCCUAUGGAACAAAUUUAUUUUUGAACAUAAUCUAAGAUAUGUAGGUAUCGCAAGCAUUGCCUUUUUAGAAAAAUUACAGCUAAAAAUUAUUUUUGUCGUUCACUACUGAAAUUUUUAUUUAUAUUUUUGCAUACCUACAUAUAUAGGAAUUGCACUAGUAAGUAUUACAAGAUAAAUGUUGUGUAGUCAUGGAUGUUGCUCGAGUGUCAAAUUGAUUUUAAUUGAAGGUAUGAUAUGUAAAGGUAUUAGAAAAAACAAAAGGAGGCCUUAUCAUGGUUACAAAUCGGAACAUUUCAUUGAAUAAUCCGCUGCAGGUAAUACUUUCUUCACAACUCUCGAUAUAUUUUUAAAACUCGAGCAACUUUCAUCCUAAAUGUUGAUAAUAUAACAACCAUAUUUAUGUAACCGUAGUUGAUAAGUACAUGUAAUGAGUGUCUUGUACGUACAGAUGGGCUGUACCUAAGAUUAAUUAAUAUUUUCAGACCAAAAAUCACGUAGUGUUAUAAAGAUUUAUUCUUCACUUUGACAUACGAAUGUUAUCAGAUACGUUUUGAACCAAUGCUGUGAAAUGAGAAGUCAUGAUUCUCAAGGUUUAAAAAAAUCUGACAUUUCAAAGUUUCCGACGAAUCUAGCGUCCAUGAACUAUAGAAACGUGGGCCGUAUGCUUGUUUUCAAAAACUAAUAGUUGGUCUGAGUCAUGAGCUUAACUUUUAUACCAAUUAGGUAAGAUUUGUUCCAUUCUAUUAAAUGUUUAAAAUUGAGCAACGAAUUUCUUGGACUGCAUUCCUGUCGAUAGUAAAUUUGAAAUUGUGGUAGUUUAUUUAAGCUUUUUUUUGUAAAAAAGAUUUGCUUCUAUUAUUAUAAUUUUUUUCCCAUUUGCGCAUUUAGAAGUUUAAACGUGUAAAAUUAAUUUUAAAACCCCCUGUCAAGAUUGUCAAUUUGAAUUUUUUGAUAAAUUUUUUGUUUUAAAUUGUUUCCUAAUUGACCUUUGUCAUGAAUAUUAAGGUAACUUAUAACAUUGUAGCCGUUAAAAAAAUGUACCCAUAAACUCAUCAUUUUAUAAAUUUGUUUUUCUAGUCACAACAGGAAUGUAGUCCGGUCUAGUAAGGACGUGUUAGAUGUAAGGAUCAUAAUGUUGUAUAUGAGACGAGUAUAACACUCGUAAUGCGAUGCGACUGAGUGUAAGACUAUGUCUGAAAAUAAACUAGUCAUGUGUUUA
Molecule: messenger RNA, 6631 nt
Organism: Amyelois transitella
Lineage: Eukaryota; Metazoa; Arthropoda; Insecta; Lepidoptera; Pyralidae
Gene: Rfx
Product: transcription factor RFX3
Exons: 17
Coding region: 302-2275 (657 amino acids)
Biological process (GO): regulation of transcription by RNA polymerase II
Molecular function (GO): DNA-binding transcription factor activity, RNA polymerase II-specific; RNA polymerase II cis-regulatory region sequence-specific DNA binding
Source: RefSeq, a predicted model, not a curated record